AUGAUUGGAAUUCCCGUAGCUACUUUUAUCUUUCUUGGGUGUGCCAUAGGCAUAGUUGAUGCACAACAGCCUUUGUAUACACAGUGCGGCGGAAUGGUUGGACGGUCACCACAUCACUACGAGUGCUGCGCCUCAGCCAUCGGGUGCUGGACCCAGUCGCCUGUUGGGAAGACUCCUGCAUUAGGGUGGAAUUCUUGGAAUGCAUAUCAAGGAAACAUAAAUGAGGCCAAGAUCCGUGCUGCUGCCGAUGCGCUUGUAUCGCUCGGGCUAAAGGACGCGGGCUAUAACUAUGUCAAUAUCGAUGAUUGUUGGUCAAACAUUACUGGAAGGGAUGUUGGGACAAGUCGCAUCAAACCAGAUUUAAACAAAUUCCCAAAUGGGAUCAAGAGCGUAGCGGAUUACAUCCAUUCGCUAGGAUUGUUGGUUGGCAUAUAUAGCGACGCUGGCACACUGACCUGCGCCGGGUUCCCCGGAUCUCUUGGAUACGAAAAUAUUGACGCACAGACGUUUGCAGAAUGGGGAAUCGAUUAUCUUAAAUAUGACAACUGCAACGUACCCAGCAACUGGACAGAUACCUAUGGUGGACCAGAUUUUGACUGGUACAACUCUAAUUCAGGAAUCCGGUACAGACAAAUGACAUCGGCGCUCGCCUCUGUGGCAUCAAUUCGGCCUAUCCAGUACGGUAUUUGCAACUGGGGCAAUGCAGAUGUAUGGACAUGGGGUUCCCGGGUUGGGCAUUCCUGGCGGAUGUCAGGAGACUCGAGCGCCUCAUGGAGUUAUAUUACAAGUAUUAUUGCCAGGAACACCAAUUACUUGAACUACGUUGAAUUCUAUGGGCAUAACGAUAUGGACAUGAUGGAGAUAGGCAAUGGAGCUUUGACCAUCAACGAACAACGAACUCACUUUGCAAUGUGGGUGGCCCUCAAAAGCCCAAUCCUUCUUGGAACCGAUCUCUCAAAACUAAACGCAACUCAGCUCGCAAUCAUCAAAAAUGCCGAGCUUUUGGCCUUUUCACAAGAUACUACGGUUGGUGCUCCCGCAAAACCAUACAAGUCCGGAACCACAACCCCACCGGAGUACUACACCGGCAAGUCCGCCAAGGGGACGCAUGUGUUUAUUAUGAAUGUUGGGUCGGCGCCGGCAAGCAAGAUAGUUACUUUUUCUGAGGUAACUGGGCUCACUUGUACGAGCUGCAAAGUACAUGAUAUGUGGACUGGGAAAGGCAAGUGUAUUUUUUCGCAUACAACGACCAUUGUAUUCAACUGUGGACUGCUAUAG
This is a messenger RNA of Rhizoctonia solani, 1278 nucleotides long. RefSeq lists its product as uncharacterized. Bases 1 to 1278 code for a protein of 425 amino acids. Lineage: Eukaryota; Fungi; Basidiomycota; Agaricomycetes; Cantharellales; Ceratobasidiaceae. The record is from RefSeq and is a predicted model, not a curated record. Gene Ontology annotation, molecular function: hydrolase activity, hydrolyzing O-glycosyl compounds. Gene Ontology annotation, biological process: carbohydrate metabolic process. The transcript is spliced from 17 exons.